Messenger RNA from Cryptomeria japonica (Japanese cedar), 1209 nucleotides. RefSeq names its product putative pectate lyase 2. Gene Ontology annotation, molecular function: pectate lyase activity. Bases 1 to 1209 code for a protein of 402 amino acids. NCBI's taxonomy places the organism in Eukaryota, Viridiplantae, Streptophyta, Pinopsida, Cupressales, Cupressaceae. The record is from RefSeq and is a predicted model, not a curated record. The transcript is spliced from 5 exons.
AUGGAUCCAGCGUUGGCAUUUAGGCUUCUCAUUCUACUGGCUUUACGUGCCCCUCCAUGCAAGGGGAAUCCUAUGAAUGUCUCCUAUGUGUCCUCUCGUCUCAGGCCCGGAUGGAAUGGUAGCGACGACAGAGGAUCUUUGAGAGGAGACAACACCAGAAUAAUGAAUGAAAUCGAUGCUUGCUGGAGAAACGAUCCAAAUUGGGCGGCCCAUCGCAAAUCAUUAGCCGAUUGUGGCAUUGGCUUUGGAAGCCGUGCAACGGGAGGCAAGUAUGGCGAAAUAUACAUCGUAAGCGAUGAAGGGGACGAUGCAGUAAAUCCAAAGUACGGCACCCUUCGUUACGCAGUGAUUCAAACCAGGCCUCUCUGGAUCAUCUUCAAACGGGAUAUGUUGAUCAAGCUUAAAAGCGAGCUGAUUGUCAACAGUUUCAAGACUAUUGAUGGGCGAGGAGUAAAUGCGGAGAUUGGACAUGGAGCAUGCAUCACAGUGCAGUUCGUUAGUCAUGUAAUAAUACAUGGUCUCAACAUACACGACUGUGUUCCUGCCAAGCCCGCCAUGGUUCGAAGCUCACCAUCUCACGUUGGUCACAGACUUGCUACAGAUGGAGAUGCCAUCGACAUCUUCGGUUCGAAUAACAUCUGGAUUGAUCACUGCACCUUCUCGAAUUGUAAAGAUGGGCUUAUCGACGCAGUACACUCAUCCACUGCAAUCACUGUUUCAAACUGCCACUUUUACCAUCAUGAUAAGGUAAUGCUGCUUGGCCACAACGACGGCUAUAACGCUGAUAAGAUUAUGAGAGCUACGAUAGUCUUUAAUCGUUUCGGCCCAAAUUUAGUUCAACGGAUGCCCAGGGGACGAUUCGGUUACUUUCACGUAGCCAACAACGACUACCAUGCUUGGGAAUCGUAUGCGAUUGGAGGCAGUGCAAAUCCAACUUUCAGAAGCGAGGGAAACCGAUUCAUAGCAUCUGAUAAUCCCUACACAAAGCAGGUAACGAACAGGGAGGCAGGCGGAGGGUCAGGGUGGAAAUGGAGAUCAGUUAAUGAUAUGUUUGUGAACGGGGCAUAUUUUGUUCCGUCUGGAAAGGGGACGUGUGCUCCAUAUUAUUCUUCGAAUGAAAGGUUUAAAGUGUAUGAAGCUGCACUGGUUCCUUUUCUCACAGCUGAUGCAGGUCGUCUGAAAUGUCGCGUGGGAUACCCUUGCAAUUGA